Messenger RNA from Benincasa hispida (wax gourd), 2188 nucleotides. The record is from RefSeq and is a predicted model, not a curated record. Lineage: Eukaryota; Viridiplantae; Streptophyta; Magnoliopsida; Cucurbitales; Cucurbitaceae.
CCUCUCUUUUCGUCGUCAAUGGAAUAGGUUUUAGAGGGACUCAAUUGUCAAAUUCGAGAACCUUUUUGGAUUUGAGUCCCCUGUCUAGGGUUAUUCCUUUUGCUACUCUGAUAUUCCGAUUCGUGUUUCUUUAUUGGGUGAUUGUUUUCGUUUCGGAAAAGCUUACUAGGGUUUCUGGGUUGGUGGUUCUAAACAGCCGUCGAUUCGCAUUCAUUUAUAGAUUUGAAGGCGCCUUGUGAAUUGGACAGGAAGUUUAGAUGCAGUAUUAAGAUUUCGAUGAAUUGUUAGUUUGGCGGUAGUUUAUGUAGUUAUGUACGUCUAUUGUGGUGAAUGUAGUCAAGUGUUGGGUCGUAAGGAUUUUAGGGCUUGCUAGUUUUUGAGUGGUUGCGUUGGGUUUCUGGUAUUUUUUUUUUUGUUCAAUAUUUGAUGUUCGUGUCGGCAAUAGCUUUAAACAGCUAUAUCUUCGCGUUCCUUGAGUGAUAAUCGUUCUGUUUUUCUUCCUUUUCUCCUCCUAAAACAUCGUUAGGUUUCUGUCUUGACUCUGUAUCUUCCCGUCUCUUAUAGGACUUCUGUAACGAGUGAAUUCAAAAGGGUUAUCGGAGUUAGACGUUAUAACAAAUGUCUGUAGUUUGUGAGCAGACAACCAUAUGACUGGAUUGAGGCUAGAGUGUGUAAUGAUGCAUUCCUAUGCUUCAACGUGCACAAUCAUAUACGAGAAUGAAUUUAGUUGGGAAGAUGUGAAAGUUGAUAAACACAGGGAAAACUUCCUUGGCCACAGCAUCAAAGCUCCUGUUGGAAGAUGGCAAAAAGGGAAAGAUCUACACUGGUAUGCACGGGAUAAAAAGUCAAGUUUGGAUGUGGAUCAUGCAAAGGAGGAGAUAAAGUUGAUCAAGGAGCAGGAGGAACAGGCGAUGAGGGAGGCUCUUGGUUUAGCUCCUAAAACUUCUGGCAGAUCUCAUGGUAAUCGCCUUGAUAAGCACGAAUUCUCAGAACUUGUGAAGCGAGGCAGCACGGCAGAAGACUUGGGCGCGGGCCAUGCUGAAGCUGCACGGGUUCAGGGUCUUGGUUUUUUGAGAGCACCUCGUGCAUGGGAAGAAUCUAGUUCUCUUCCGCAUACUCAAAUGGGCACCUCUGCUGGUCUGGAGAAAACGGAUGUCCCUGACCUGCCUGCUAGGAAUACAAAAGAAGAGGAAGUGGAGGAUGAAAAGAACAGCAAGAAAAGGAGGCGUGAAGAGAGACGGGAGAGGCAUGAAGAGAGACGUGAGAGGCGUGAAGAGAGACGUGAAAGGCGUGAGAAACAUGAGAAGUAUGAGAAGAGACACUCUCGUGAUUCCAAUGAUAGGAAGAAACGGAGUAGAGACAAAGAAAGGGGAAGACACGACUCUGAUUGAACACAAGGAUCAUGGUUCACACUAUGCCAUAUACUCUGUAACUUGACAUGGGAUGAACAUCAUCCAUUACUAGAAAUUCAUUGAGUGUGUGCCGACUGAUUAUUUACUCUGCAUUUACAUUCCAUGUAUUAAUGGUAGUUCUAUAAGGGUCAAAAUCCCCAAUGUUCAGUUACAUAAUUGUCAUUUCUCUGACUUCAAGUUGUAGGUACUGUUCUUCAAUCUCCAGGUUCAUUGGGCUCUUCCAUCUCCAAAUGGUCUUUGCUUUAGUGGCUCUCAUAUGGCUGGUGAUGAAGAAGCUGACUCCUUUUAGUAAGAGUGUAAAUCUUCUUUUCUGUAAUCUCUGAUUUCUUUAGAUUAUAAUCUUUAAUCAAAUUCAAACCGUUCAGUUCCACUGAGCUUAGUUUUGAAUUUUUUGUUAGAUGACUGUGAUCCGGAAAAUGGUUAUACUUUGAUCUUAUGACUUCAAAAAGCCCUUAUUUAGAGUUGAUAUUUGAGGAUUUGAUGAGAUAGAGAUGCAAAAAUGGACGUUUCUUGAGAUUCAUUGGAAGUCUCCCAUGGACCAACUAUAUGAAUGGUGAAAAGCUAUUGUAUACAAAUUACAAGGAAUGACCUUACUUGAACAGGAUCUGUUCUAUAUAUUGUAUAUUUAACCUGUUCUAUAGGUUGUAUAAUUGUGUCCGAGUUCUUAGGUAUACAGAUUACUGGAGAAAUUUCUUCCUACCCUUCCAUCAACUUUAGAUUUAAUUUCACCUUUUAUUGUGUUGGAAAUUUUUUCAAUGUAGCAUGUUUGAUGACUA